Molecule: messenger RNA, 723 nt
Organism: Ylistrum balloti
Lineage: Eukaryota; Metazoa; Mollusca; Bivalvia; Pectinida; Pectinidae
Product: endonuclease III-like
Exons: 1
Coding region: 1-723 (240 amino acids)
Biological process (GO): base-excision repair, AP site formation; base-excision repair
Molecular function (GO): DNA N-glycosylase activity; 4 iron, 4 sulfur cluster binding; DNA-(apurinic or apyrimidinic site) endonuclease activity
Source: RefSeq, a predicted model, not a curated record
AUGCCACGAGAAUCCCUUCGUAACAAACAGCAGCGUGCUCAAACCGUCUGUCAGGCGCUAGAACAGGCCUACCCGCAUUCUAAGUGUGCCCUUCUUUAUGAGACGCCCUUUCAAUUGCUUGUCGCAACGGUUCUGUCAGCUCAAACAACUGACUUAGCUGUCAAUCGUAUCACGCCCGGUCUUUUUACAGCCUUCCCAACACCACACGCCAUGGCUCAGGCCCCUGAAGGCGAGUUAGAACAGUUAAUUAAUUCGAUUGGUCUUUGGCGUAAUAAAGCAAAAUUUUUACGCGGUUUAAGUGCUAUGUUGGUUCAAGAUUACGAUGGCAAGCUGCCUCAAACAGUUGUUGAGCUUAAACGCCUACCAGGCGUUGCCAAAAAAACUGCAACCGCUGUUUUGGGCUCCGCUUUUGGCCUAGCUGUGGGGAUUACGGUAGAUACUCAUAUGCUCCGUAUUCAUCGCCUACUUAACCUUAGCCAGGCAACAACUGCAGAUAAAAUGUCAACAGAGCUCGAACGUCUGAUUGAUCCAUCUUAUUGGACAAGCUACACCCAUCGUAUUAUUGAUCAUGGUCGUCUGGUCUGCGUUGCUCGUAAACCACGUUGUGGUGUUUGCCCCCUGACAGCAGUCUGCCCUAGUGCCUAUCAAGCAGAUCAUGGGUAUCAACCGAUCAACGAUACUCAAGAACCUGCUAGCGCAAAGGGGUUGAGUUGGUUGGCCUAA